AUGAUGGUCUCAAGGGGUCCAAGAUCCAGCUUGACUCAAGGUCUUGACAAAGAGAUCUACCAGGUCGUUCGCAAGCUGGCCGAUGAGCAAGCACAAUUUGAGAAUGGCGGAAAACGGCUCACUACUUCAGUUGUUUACGACAGUAUCAAACGAUCAAAUUCCAGUCUGAAACGAAGAAGCAAAAAGCUAUUAGAGGAUUCCAUCGAUCGGGUAUUGAAUGUCAUGAAGGAGGAGCUUGACGAUGACAGUGACUCUUUAGAUGGAGACUUCGACGGCAUUGAAGAGCCCGUACCUCAAUUGAAGGAACAUAAUAUUAUGAACAAGAGCAUAACUCGAAUGUGGGCCAAACCGAGCUCUGCCAGCAUGACUCCUAUGAGAGAAGGAACGCCGCCUCUGAACGGGACCUUGACCCCAAGUCUACCUAUUCAAACCCUUCCAGCGGUGGAAACGGAUUCACCAGCUAAACCGGAAAGGCAAGCAAAUGGAGAGCCCAGCAAAAAACGGAGAAAAGCGGAUACAAGGAAGGAUGUUGACCGGUCGCCUCCAACCGAUGUGUCGCUGGAGAACCUUGGUGGAGUUGGGCCAGUAAUCAAGGAGCUUACUGACCUGGUGGCCAUCCCCAUGUUGUAUGCGGAGGCAUAUAUAAAGACUGGCAUUCAACCUACAAGAGGUGUGCUUCUCCAUGGACCUCCUGGAUGCGGAAAGACGAUGAUUGCAAAUGCUUUUGCGGCAGAAAUUGGAGUGUCCUUUAUUCCAAUUUCUGCGCCAUCUUUAGUUGCUGGCAUGUCUGGAGAGUCGGAAAAGAAGAUCAGAGAUUUGUUCGAAGAAGCGAAGCGGAUGGCCCCAUGUCUAGUGUUCAUUGACGAAAUCGAUGUUAUCAUGGGCAAGCGAGAAAGUGCACAGAGGGAAAUGGAAAAGCGCAUUGUAGCUCAAAUGUUGACAUGUAUGGACGAUAUGGCGUUGGAGAAGACUGGUGGAAAGCCAGUCAUUAUUCUGGCAGCUACCAACCGGCCAGACAGUUUGGAUCCAGCUCUUCGCCGAGCUGGGAGGUUUAACAAGGAGAUCAACCUGGGUGUUCCGAAUGAGGAAGCCCGUGAUAAGAUUCUUCGAGCUUUAACGAAGAAGCUUACUAUGGCAGAGAAUUUUGACUACCGUCGGCUGGCCAAACUGACUCCUGGAUUCGUGGGAGCGGACUUGAAUGAUGUCGUUUCCGUAGCAGGUACUGAUGCUAUGAAGCGCAUGAAUGCUGUCUUGAAGGAGCGAAGUGUGACAGCUAUGGACAUUGAUACAACAUCCCCAACACUGGAUAUUCCAUCUUCACUUCUGGAGCUCAGGUCUCUGGUUGCCAAUGCAGGAGAACUACUACCAGAUGGCGAUUUCUCAAUCACAUACGACGACUUCUUGACCGCAAUCCCAAAAGUCCAACCAUCAGCGAAGCGUGAGGGGUUUGCAACUAUCCCCGACACUACUUGGGCACAUGUCGGUGCAUUACACGAAGUUCGUGAGCAGCUAGAAAUGGCAAUAGUCAAUCCCAUUCAAAGCCCUGGAAGAUUCGCACGCGUGGGCAUCACCAUGCCAGCCGGAGUCUUACUCUGGGGACCUCCUGGUUGCGGCAAAACGCUCCUUGCUAAAGCCGUCGCGAACGAGUCGAAGGCAAAUUUCAUCUCCAUAAAAGGUCCAGAACUACUGAACAAGUAUGUUGGAGAAUCCGAGCGAGCUGUAAGACAAGUCUUUGAGCGCGCCCGCUCUUCCGUACCUUGUAUCCUAUUCUUUGACGAAUUGGACGCUCUGGUGCCUAAGAGGGAAGAUUCGCUUUCUGAAGCCAGUAGCAAGGUCGUCAACACUCUCCUGACAGAGCUCGACGGUCUAGGAAGUAGAGCAGGAAUCUACGUGAUCGCCGCAACCAAUCGCCCUGAUAUGAUCGAUCCCGCGAUGCUCCGUCCAGGCCGUCUUGGUCUCUCUGUCUUCGUCGACCUACCCACCAAAGAAGAGCGCGUCGAGAUUCUCAAAGCGCUGUACGUCAAAGCACUGCCUGGGUCACCAGAAGAGGAACUAGCUGCUUUGAAAGACGUUGCUGAGGAUGGGAGGUGUACAAAUUACAGUGGUGCUGAUCUGUGGAAUCUGCACCAAGCAGCUGGUGUGGCAGCUAUCCAGAGGGAGAAGAAGUUGGGUAUUGAGACGGAGGAUUUGAGGAUUGAGAAGGUCGAUUGGGAGGUUGCGCUUGGGAAAGUUAAGCCGAGUGUUAAGGAUGCAGCGAAGUAUCGGAGGCUUAAGGAGAGGGGUAUGCAAGGUUGA
Molecule: messenger RNA, 2295 nt
Organism: Cadophora gregata
Lineage: Eukaryota; Fungi; Ascomycota; Leotiomycetes; Helotiales; Ploettnerulaceae
Exons: 3
Coding region: 1-2295 (764 amino acids)
Biological process (GO): ribosome biogenesis
Cellular component (GO): nucleus
Molecular function (GO): RNA binding; ATP hydrolysis activity; ATP binding
Source: RefSeq, a predicted model, not a curated record